This is a messenger RNA of Hypanus sabinus (Atlantic stingray), 5175 nucleotides long. RefSeq names its product xanthine dehydrogenase (gene xdh). The record is from RefSeq and is a predicted model, not a curated record. Gene Ontology annotation, molecular function: xanthine dehydrogenase activity; FAD binding; iron ion binding. The coding region runs from base 394 to 4125 and encodes 1243 amino acids. The transcript is spliced from 36 exons. Lineage: Eukaryota; Metazoa; Chordata; Chondrichthyes; Myliobatiformes; Dasyatidae.
CUGAUACUCUUUGCCCUCAUACUUUUGCCCGUUAGUUAGGGAACAGGUGCUAUUGCAUCACAGAAGGAAAACAACAGCGUUGAAUCGGGACCAAACCGCAGGUUUGUGUGCUGAGUCUGUGAAUGGAAGACUUCUGCUCUGAGGUGGAAGAUUGGAGAAGAAUCUGCAGAGGCCACUGAUGCACCAUCAAUAACUCACUCUGAGACGCAAGGCGAGAUAUCGGCAUUUAUUGACUGGAAGAAGGAACAAACAGAGAGUGACCACCAUACUACAUCCUGGAGACUGAGAGGCCGGGCUCAGGCCUUGAUCGCCUUUAUUCCGGGGUCUGUGGGAGGAGUCACAGGAGCAGUCAGCAGGGGGCGUGUCCAGACAGCUUCGAGAAAGGUUCACAGUAUGGAGAACUUCACAGCGUCAGAAAGUGACGAGUUGGUUUUCUUUGUCAAUGGACGCAAGGUUGUGGAGAGAAAUGUGGAUCCCGAACUGAACUUGAUAACCUACCUGAGGAGGAAAUUGGGGCUGACUGGAACCAAGCUCGGCUGUGGGGAAGGAGGAUGUGGCUCCUGCACUGUGAUGAUCUCCAAGUACAACGCUCUCCAGGGGAGGGUCAAACACAUGGCUGUGAAUGCCUGUCUGGCACCCCUUUGCUCCCUUCACUGGACUGCUGUGACCACGGUGGAGGGAAUUGGGAGCACCAGUACGAGGCUUCAUCCAGUGCAGGAGCGUAUUGCACAGGCCCACGGCUCCCAGUGUGGAUUCUGCACCCCUGGAAUUGUCAUGUCUGUAUACACUUUAUUGCGGAACAACCUGAACCCCACAAUGGAGGAAAUUGAAGACACCCUCCAAGGAAACUUGUGUCGCUGCACAGGAUACAGAUCCAUCCUUGAUGGUUACCGUACCUUCACCCAAUCAUCGAGCUGCUGUGGUGGAGCUGUUGACGGCAAGAACUGCUGCAAGCAACAAUUGGAAGAGGUCGAUCAGAAAUCACCCAAACUUUUUGAAUCAUCAGAGUUUAAGCCUCUGGAUCCCACUCAGGAACCCAUCUUCCCCCCUGAACUGGCACUUAAUAAAUCUCCUCAGAGAACACUGGUCUUCAGAGGGGAGCGAGUCACUUGGAUUCAACCUACAACCCUGAGUGAGCUGCUGGCUCUGAAGGCAAAACACCCUGAGGCCAGGCUGGUGGUUGGCAACACAGAAGUGGGCGUUGAAAUGAGAUUCAAGAAUAUGUUGUACCCAGUGAUUCUGGCUCCAGCUCAUAUUCCAGAACUGAAUUCUACCAAACGCACGGAUACAGGGAUAUUGUUUGGAGCGGCAUGCACACUGACCCACAUCGAAAAUGUGUUGAAAGGAGCUGUGAACGAGCUCCCUGGCUACAGGACAGAGGUUUUCCGGGCUGUGUUGGAGCAGCUGCGGUGGUUUGCAGGGCAACAGAUCAGGAAUGUUGCGGCUGUAGGAGGGAACAUCAUGACUGCCAGCCCUAUCUCAGACCUCAACCCCCUUUUUGUGGCCUCUGGUUGUCUACUUACCCUGGCAUCCCUAGGGAGUACCCGCGUUGUGCAGAUGGAUGGAGAUUUCUUUACCGGCUACAGGAAGACCAUAUUAAACCCGCAGGAGAUCCUGGUCUCCGUGGAGAUUCCUUACACAAGGAAGGGAGAGUACUUUUCAGCAUUCAAGCAAGCCCAGCGCCGUGAGGAUGACAUCGCCAUUGUGAACUGUGGGAUGCGAGUUGCUUUCAGGGAAGGGAGCAGCGUUGUAGAAGAGUUGAGGUUGAGCUAUGGAGGCAUGGGGCCAACCACCGUGUCUGCAAAGAAAACGUGCCAGGAGCUUCUUGGAAAGCAGUGGAAUGAGGAGCUCCUCCAGAACGGCUGCUCGCUGCUUGCGUCUGAGCUGACGCUCUCGCCCUCCGCUCCUGGUGGGAUGGUGCAAUUCCGACGUACCCUGAGCCUUAGCUUCUUCUUCAAGUUCUACCUCAGCGUGCUACAGAAACUGGGACAAGACUUCAAGGGUGAUUUUCACGUGGAAUCCAUCUCACCAGAAUACAUCAGUGCCACUGAGUUAUUCCACAAGGAACCUACCUCUUCUGUGCAGCUGUUUCAGGGAGCCCCACCUGGCCAACUCCCAUCGGAUAUGGUUGGCCAUCCACUGCCGCAUCUGUCGGGCUUCAAGCAGGCCACAGGGGAGGCCAUUUACUGCGAUGACCUGCCAGUUUUUGAGAAUGAGCUAUACCUGGCUCUAGUGACCAGCACGGAAGCUCACGCCCAGAUCAGUUCAAUUGACAGCAGCCAGGCCCUGAAGGUUCCUGGAGUCACCUGUUUCCUCACGGCCGAAGACGUCCCAGGAAGCAAUGUGACUGGACACAUAGCUAUGGAUGAGACUGUGUUCGCAGACGGUGAAGUCACUUGUGUCGGACACGUCAUCGGGGCAGUUGUUGCUGACACAGAGGCUCAUGCCCAGAUGGCUGCAAAGGCAGUGAAGGUCACAUACAAAAAGCUAAAGCCUAUCAUCACUAUUCAGGAAGCCAUCAGCCACCAAUCUUUCCACAUGCCACCAUUCAGACUUGAGAAUGGAGACAUCGAACAAGGAUUUAGACAAGCUGAUGACAUCAUUGAAGGGGAGAUGUACAUUGGAGGCCAGGAGCAUUUCUACCUGGAGACACACUGCACAGUGGCUGUGCCCAGAGGUGAAGACGGGGAAAUGGAACUCUUUUCAUCAACACAGAGCCCUUCACAAACACAGUUCCUUGUUGCAAAAGCCCUCGGUGUCCCUGCCAAUAGGAUUUGCUGUCGGGUGAAGCGGCUCGGAGGGGGCUUUGGGGGGAAGGAGUCACGCAGCACGUUACUGUCGAACGUGGUGGCGGUUGCUGCUUUCAAGACAAAGCGCCCCGUUCGAUGUGCACUUAGUCGUGAUGUAGACAUGUUGGUGAGUGGGGGAAGAAAUCCUUUUCUGGGACGCUAUAAGGUUGGGUACCAGAAAAGUGGGAAAAUCAUGGCUGUGGAUCUCGCACUCUACUGCAAUGCAGGAAAUACCCUGGAUCUUUCAUCUGCUGUCUUGGAACGGGCUUUCUUUCACGCUGGGAACUGUUAUAAAAUUCCAAACAUUCGAGGCAUCGGCUACAUCUGCAAAACAAACCUAUCUUCCAACACGGCGUUCCGCGGAUUCGGGGGCCCUCAGGGGAUGAUGGUGGCUGAGAGUUGGAUGGACGCUAUUAUCCAGAAGAGCGGACUCCCUGCAGAGCAAGUACGGAAGUUGAAUCUUUACCAAGAAGGAGAUACCACCCAUUUCAAUCAAAAGAUGGAAGAUGUGAAUAUUGGAAAAUGUUGGGAUGAGUGCAUGGUGGGCUCGUCCUAUCAGAGCAGAAGAAAGGCAGUGGAUGCAUUUAACAGCCAGCAUCGCUGGAAGAAGAGAGGACUGGCGAUUAUUCCAACCAUGUUCGGAAUAAGCUUCACUGCUAAGUUUUUGAACCAGGCAGGGGCUUUGGUUCACAUUUACACUGAUGGCUCGGUGCUCCUGACCCACGGUGGAACUGAAAUGGGCCAAGGACUCCACACCAAGAUGGUUCAGGUUGCCAGUAAAGUACUGGGCAUCCCAGUCUCCCUGGUUCACAUCAGUGAAACAAGCACCAACACCGUUCCAAACACAAGCCCAACAGCAGCCUCAGUCAGCUCAGAUAUGAAUGGAAUGGCAAUCAAGAACGCGUGUCAGACUCUUCUGGAAAGGUUGGAACCAUUUAAGGCCACCAAUCCAACAGGAACCUGGGAGCAAUGGGUUUCUGCUGCUUACAUGAAAAGAGUGAGUCUGUCUGCAGCAGGAUUUUACAGGACUCCGGAUUUGAACUAUAACCAGAAGGAGAACAAAGGAAGAGCCUACUCCUAUUUUAGUUACGGGGUGGCUUGUUCAGAGGUUGAAGUUGACUGUCUCACUGGGGAUCACAAGAACCUCCGCACGGACAUAGUCAUGGAUGUCGGCCUGAGUCUGAACCCGGCGUUGGACAUUGGGCAGGUGAGCUUCCUUUGCUGCACAAGGAACAAGUGCACUGGUGUUAAGAGGAGUGGUGGGGAAAGACGGCCGGGAUUCCUGCAUCUCAGCAUGUCCACCUCGGUACAAUGUGGUACUGCUGUGGUGAUAUAACUGUGCAGAGUAUGAUCCCACAAGCAGUCGUGUGAUAAAGAUCAAGAACAGAAACAUGUGAUGCCUUGAAAUUUUGACUAUGGCUACUCUGGCGCAGUUCAUUUCCUAAGCUUAUGCUAUGUACAGGUGACCAUGAUCACCUGACCUUGGGAAUCCAGCUUGAACCCAACUCGGGACCAGUUGUCCAGAUCACUCUGGUCUAUAUUCUGCAAACAUACAUUCAGGUUCAGGUUGAGUCUGAUCAGGUGAGAUCAGUACUUCCUUAGGAAGAACCUCAUUAAUGUAUUUUGACAAGUCUCAUUGCCACUUCCGCGUGUUAAAAAGCAUCCAAAAGAUGAGGCCUUAAAUGUGCAAUGUGCAGCAUCUCCACUAGGUGGCAGUGGUAGCACAACGGGAAGAGUCGCUACUUCCAGCUCGAAAAGGUACAGAUUCGAUCCUCCCGUCUGGUGCCGUUCUGUGGCGUCUCCCUUUCUCCCAGGGAUCCAAUCUGCCCCUGUGUGGGUAGACUAAAUGGUCAUGUAAAGAAUCAAAAGGGCUUGAGUGUGUGAAGAAACGGCAGGUCUACAGGAAAUAAGAAGGACAAUUGAACUGAACUGUUAUGUAUUUGAAACGUAAUCUUCCCAACUGACAAAGGAAUCUUUCGAUAGGGAUGGGGAAGUGUACCAUUGGAGUUUCGGCUUGCAUGUAAUAGAUGGGCUGAAUGGCCCUUUUUCACUAACCCAUUGAAAUGCAUGCAGGGUUUAGCUGUGUGCAGUGAACCUCCUCACAUUUAAUGGGUUGGCGACAGAAGACAUGGCACCUUGGAGCUUGGUCUGGGUUGGAAGGACUUUCAAUUUAACAUCCAAGUGAUGGGACUUGUGACUUGUGUGGGCUGGUUUUCCUGGCAACCUGUCCAUCAAUCGUAGAGGAGCUCCUUGAAGGAUAAACAAUCCCUGGAGAGCAGAAUUCAGGAAGAGCUCACCUGUCCCACCUUGAAUAGCUGAUACAGAUUGAACCAGAAAAAGCAUGUAGCUUAACAGCUCCUUCGCUAGAUCAAAGGGGAAGGUGUGG